CGAAAACAAAAUUUCAAUUAGCAACGAAACCAGUUGUUGGUGCCUCCGCUUAUUAUUACAAACCUAAUCAUGGUCUACGAUUUUGUCCAACCCUGGUUUCGAGUUAGACUUCACGCGAUAUUCUUGAUUCGCGUUGUAGGUUUUGAUGCGGUGUCACCAAGAAGACUAUACACAGGAGAACCAACUUCAGCGGCAAAGAGGCACGGAAUCUCAUUUUGCACCUAUCGGGUAGGAACCAGAGCAAAGUGUCAAAAAGACCCUUCCACUGCAUUUCCGAGCUUGACUAGUACAGGAAUGUGCGAUCGCGUGUGGGCGGGAUACUUCGGUGGAGCUGCAUCGUUUGGCUCGAAACUUCAAGGUCAUCCUUACGUUUUUUAGAAUAGCCCUGCCCUUUUACACUAAUGAUCAAAAAAAAGUGGCCACCCAAACUUUUUCCGAAAAUCCAAACUUGAA
Messenger RNA from Hermetia illucens (black soldier fly), 453 nucleotides. RefSeq lists its product as uncharacterized. The transcript has 3 exons. The record is from RefSeq and is a predicted model, not a curated record. The coding region runs from base 70 to 378 and encodes 102 amino acids. Lineage: Eukaryota; Metazoa; Arthropoda; Insecta; Diptera; Stratiomyidae.